CAUCGCGCCCAUCCCUGCGGCAUGGAGAGCCGGCGCCUGUCCUCCUACGGCCGCCGCUUCGGCCCCUCCAUCCCCGUGUACCGGGUGCUCGCCGCCAGCCCCCCGGGCCGGCUCCGGGCACCCCGCAGCACCCAGCUGAGUCCCCGCCUGGGUCCCCGCCUGGGCUCGGGCAAGAUGGACUUCUCGCUGGCCUCGGCGCUCAACUCGGAGUUCAGGGAGACGCGCACCAACGAGAAGGUGGAGAUGAUGGAGCUCAACGACCGCUUCGCCAGCUACAUCGAGAAGGUGCGGCUGCUGGAGCAGCAGAACAAGGUGCUGGUGGUGGAGCUGAACCAGGCGCGGGACCAGGAGCCCUCGCGCACGGCCGACAUCUACCAGGAGGAGCUGCGGGACCUGCGGCGCCACGUGGAGCAGUUGGCCACCGCCAAGGCCCGGCUGGAGAUGGAGAGAGACAACCUGGCCGAGGACCUCGGCAGCCUCCAGCAGAAGCUGCAGGAUGAGGUGACCCUGAGGCUGGAGGCCGAGAGCAACCUGGCUGCCUACAGGCAGGACGUGGACAAUGCUGCCUUGGCUCGCCUGGACCUGGAGCGGCGCGUGGGGACCCUGCAGGACGAGAUCGCCUUCCUCCGCAAGGUCCACGAGGAGGAGCUGCGGGAGCUGCAGGAGCAGCUGGCCCGGCAGCGGGUGCACGUCGAGGUGGACACGAGCAAGCCGGACCUGACGGCCGCCCUGCGCGACAUCCGCAGCCAGUACGAGGCCAUGGCCGCCAGCAACGUCCAGGAGACCGAGGAGUGGUACAAGUCCAAGUUCGCGGAUCUGACGGAUGCGGCCGCCCGGCACGCCGAAGCCUUGAGGCUGGCAAAGCAGGAGGCCAACGAGUACCGGCGCCAGCUCCAGGCCCUCACCUGUGACCUGGAGGCUCUGCGGGGCUCGAACGAGUCCCUGGAGAGGCAGCUGCGGGAGCUGGAGGAGCGCUACGCCCUGGAGACGGCCGGCUACCAGGACACGGUGGUGCGGCUGGAGGAGGACAUCCGCAGCCUCAAGGAGGAGAUGGCCCAGCACCUGCAGGACUAUCAGGACCUGCUCAACGUCAAGCUGGCCCUCGACAUCGAGAUUGCCACAUACCGCAAGCUGCUGGAGGGCGAGGAGAGCAGGAUCACCAUCCCUGUGCAGAGCUUCUCCAACCUGCAGAUCCGAGAGACCAGCCUGGACACCAAAUCCGUGUCAGAAGCCCAUGUGAAGAGGAGCAUCGUGGUCAAAACUGUGGAAACCCGAGAUGGAGAGGUGCUGAAGGAGUCCAAGCAGGAGCACAAGGAGGUGCCGUAGGGCGGGGGAGCCGCAGCCGCGCAGGUCCCGCCCGCUGCCGCGCAGGAGCCCCGGGCCGGGCACGGGGCAGGGAGGGACCGGUGCCGCUUCGGCGGGGGCACCUCCCUGCCGUGCACCCCUCGCCUCUCCCACCUGCCCCCGUGCCCAGAGCCCCGUGGCACCCCGGUAGGGGCUGGCAGCCAGCAGAGCACCCGUCGGAGCGGGCAGCACCCGGGGGAGUCCAGCGGGUCCGGGCGGAGCCGAGCUCCCCGCCGGGAUGCUGCCGCAUUCCCACGGCACGGGGUGAGCCGUUCCUGCCGCAUCCUGGGUCUCCAGGGAGGGAGUCUGUCCUGUUUCGAUCUCAGUGCACCGUCAGACAACACGAUGGUGCCAAGAGCAUCUCCCUGCAUCCACUCUCUGGUCUGGGAGACCUCCCCGGAUCUCCCCAGUGCACCCAGUCCCUGGGCACUCUUGGGUGGGGGGGAUGCAGGGUGCGAGGUACCGGCUGGAGAGGGACAUUUCCCUGUCACCAAGCACUGGGUGAGCUCAGCUGGGAGGCAGGGGCAGGAAGAAGAGGAGCAUGGAGAGGCAGGGGUGGAGGAAGAGGAGGGGGGUGGAGAAGCAGGAUGCUCUUGGGAUGGUGUCAAGGGGUGACAAAAUGAGGAUCAGGAGGGGUUCCUGAGGGUGCUGGGGUGUUUGGGGUGGGUUGUGGGGGCUACACAGUGGCCUCAAGGACUUCUCCUGGCACAGAGCCACGGGGCUGUCCUGAUCCCACUGGGUGAUUGUCACCAAGGUGUCCCCAACACUGGUGGGGAAAAACCAGACCUGAGUGGCUCGUGGUGAGGGUGACCCACGGCCCUGUGGCUGGGGAGUCCCACGCAGGUGAAAAUGGACAGGAGAGGGGUGCAGAGGAGGAGGAGGAAGGUGUUGGGGCCCCUGUGAGGGUCCCACAGCACGAGGUGCCACCUGCAACCCAGGAGUGACAGGGGAGUCUCGUCACUUGGGGGUCACACUGGGAGCCAGGGGCUCUGGGGACUGGGGCUGCCCCAGCCAAGUCCCUGCCCUGUACAGAGCCUGAGCCCACCCCCUCCAUGGGCAUUCAGGAUGGGAUUGGAAGAAAUCCCUUGUCCCUGGGCUGCAUGUGGCCCUGUCCCCCACUCGUCCUCCCCCAGACCAGCACACGCCCCUAGGGCCGUUGCCCAGCCCGGUGCUUGCCCGCAGCUCCGUCCCCACCUUCGCCUCAGCCACUGACCACGAGCAGGACCCGCCUGAUGCCACCUGACAUAGGAACAAUGACCCAGCAGCACUUCCCGUGCCCUGCCAGCCUUUGGGAUGAGCACACAGCUGCCCUUGGGUGCCAUCCCCUCGUCCCCUCUGUCCCCUCACCCCCUGGGUCAGGCGCUGAGCAGCUUUGCUCUGACUCCAGAAACAGCACCCAGUCCCACAGCUGCCAUUCCCAGGGCAGGAGGUGUUAUGGGAGCCCUGGGUGGUGCCCAGGGUGGGAAUGGAGGGGGAUGGUGCUGGGCUGGGACACCAGGAGCAGCCUCCCUUGCUACUGAAUUAAUGCACUAACGCCGCCGCAGCUCGGGAUGAGAAUAAAGCUAAUGAACACACUGA
Messenger RNA from Corvus hawaiiensis (hawaiian crow), 2922 nucleotides. RefSeq names its product glial fibrillary acidic protein (gene GFAP). The record is from RefSeq and is a predicted model, not a curated record. The transcript is spliced from 9 exons. Gene Ontology annotation, biological process: regulation of chaperone-mediated autophagy; intermediate filament organization. Bases 22 to 1326 code for a protein of 434 amino acids. NCBI's taxonomy places the organism in Eukaryota, Metazoa, Chordata, Aves, Passeriformes, Corvidae. Gene Ontology annotation, cellular component: cell projection; intermediate filament; cytoplasm. Gene Ontology annotation, molecular function: structural constituent of cytoskeleton.